AUGGCGAGCAGCAUGAGGGCACUGCUACUGACGUGCAUGCUGCUGGCCUCGCCGUGGCUGGCCACUGCCGCUUCCCCUCGCUCAGACACCCAGCUCAGCAACUUCUUCGCCAGCUACUUCAAAUCCACGCGAGCCAGGAGAGAGCUGCCUACAGCCGACCAACCAGAUGAUAAGCCCGUCUCGACAGGGGAAGAUGACUCAGGCCUGCCUACUUGUCUACUCUGCGUCUGCCUAACCCGCUCGGUGUACUGCGAGGAGGUCAGUCCGGACAUGACCGCUGUUCCCACCUUGCCCAAGAAGACAGCCUACCUUUACGCACGCUUCAACAAAAUCAAAAAGAUCAACACCGGGGACUUUGCUGACAUCGUGACACUAAAGAGGAUCGACUUGACGGGUAACCUGAUCUCGGAGAUCGAGGACGGGGCAUUCGCUAAGCUGCCGCUACUGGAGGAACUGUCUCUGGCGGAAAACAGGCUGGUCAGGCUUCCGGCGCUCCCCGCCAAGCUCAUGUCAUUCAACGCCAACAACAAUUUCCUAAAGACCAAGGGUGUGAAGGCUACCGCUUUCAAGAAAUUGACCAACCUGGUUAACCUGUACCUGGCUAACAACGAGAUGGAAGCAGUUCCACAAAUCCCUGAGAAGGUUCGGACAUUACACCUCCAGAACAACAACAUCACGGACGUCAACAUCGACACCUUCUGCCGAUCCAAUGACACCUACUACCUUCGACCGAGCCUCAGCGAAGUCCGCUUGGAUGGAAACCCCGUGGUCCUUUCCAAAUAUCCCGACAGCUUCACAUGUUUGCAAGUACUGCCUAUCGGACGGUACCGGUGA
Molecule: messenger RNA, 834 nt
Organism: Nerophis lumbriciformis (worm pipefish)
Lineage: Eukaryota; Metazoa; Chordata; Actinopteri; Syngnathiformes; Syngnathidae
Source: RefSeq, a predicted model, not a curated record